Rotaria sp. Silwood2 is the source of this 446-nucleotide messenger RNA. NCBI's taxonomy places the organism in Eukaryota, Metazoa, Rotifera, Eurotatoria, Philodinida, Philodinidae. The record is from the annotation of a GenBank genome assembly.
UUGAUCUGAGUCGUCUGACUAAUGUUGCUAUGGAUCGUGAUAGUAUAGCUUAUGUUCUUUUUACUAGUGGUUCGACAGGCACACCAAAAGCAGCUCAAAUUCGUCAUCAAAAUUUCAUUGAAGCAAUUCGUUCCAUCAGUGAAGUCGGUAUACUCAGUGAAGAAGAUACAGUUGUUCAAAUGACACCAUGCUCAUUCGAUGGACAUCUAGAAGACAUUGUAGGAACAUUGAUUGUUGGUGGUACAUUAGUGAUGCUUUGUCCUCAUGGCCAUAUGGAUUUCGAAUAUCUUAGCAAUGUUCUCAUGGUGCAUCACAUAACUUACAUGGAUAGCGUUCCUACUCUGCUCGCUGCCUUCUUCAGUUACGUUAAAGGAAAUAGCAAUAUUGAUUUAUUGAGAACACUACAAACAGUUUGCUCUGGUGGUAGGUUUUUCGAUAUUCCUUGA